Messenger RNA from Episyrphus balteatus (marmalade hoverfly), 3244 nucleotides. RefSeq lists its product as uncharacterized. The record is from RefSeq and is a predicted model, not a curated record. The transcript has 13 exons. NCBI's taxonomy places the organism in Eukaryota, Metazoa, Arthropoda, Insecta, Diptera, Syrphidae. The coding region runs from base 140 to 3229 and encodes 1029 amino acids. Gene Ontology annotation, molecular function: protein binding.
AAUUAAAAAAGUGAAAAUAGUUUAUUUAAAGUAUGUUUUGAUAACUCUUUCAAGAAAAUUAAAUCUUUCGAAAAUAAUAUAAAUUUUUCAAUACCAACAAUUUUUCUUAAAAUUUCUGGAUAAACUCUUAGAAUUAGUAAUGGAAAAUAAGACCAUCAAGAACAAUGACUCCUCUGCUUCUUCUGGAACAACACCAUCGGAAAUUGAAAAUAGUUUUAAGUUCAUGAAUUCAAGUUUUGUUGAAAACUCUGACUCAUCUGUUCAAGCCGACAUACCUGCAUUCCAUCCAAUUAGUAGAGACCAAGCAAUACGAAAUGCUUCAAAAUCUUAUACUCGUGACUACCAAAUAAAUCGACCUGCGGCAAAUAAAAUUUUACCAAGCAGCCUUUGUAAACUCUCUGAAGAACCUUCAACUGAAGAUGAUUUAAUACCUGAGGAAAAGACCCUCGUUGAAAUUGGUUUUAAGGCGAAUCAAAUUGAAGACUGGGAAAGUAUCAAUCAGCCAAAAAAACAAGAUCUCUAUGGUCUUCUUAAAAAUAUGAUUGAUAAAUACAUCAAACCCAAUGUUCAAAUACGAGUUGGUGAUGUUUCUUUCAACUGUCACAUGAUGGUUCUGCAAUGCUAUUCGGACUUUUUCAUGGAUUGCAGUAAUGAAUCAGUUAUACAACUUCCUCCGGAGAAGAUCACUGCACAGGCAUUUAUGAUGAUAUACGAUUGGAUGUUAUCUGCUGAUCCUUUGGUCCAACGAGAAGGCAUUUUAGAGCUUUUUAAUGCUGCGAACUUUUUGAAAAUCAAAGGUUUAGUUGAUCAGUGUUGGGUUUGUUUGGAUGACGAUAUUCGGUUUCAAGAAGAUACUGCAUUUUUGUUAUAUCUCGAGGCACGGAAUUAUGGGUUGGAAAUGUUACAACAGCUAAUGUUGACAAGGAUAUGCAAGUUCUUUCUUACUUUGGUAGCGUCGAAGGAUUUUUUACUUUUGAGUGCAAACGAAAUUUGUACUCUAUUAAGCUCGAAUUCGAUUGGAGUUAAUUCUGAAGUUGAGAUUCUUAUGUCAGCUGUACGAUGGCUAAGCUAUAAUUGGACAGAUCGUCAAUGCCAUAUGUUAGAUCUUUUGAAAUGUGUACGUUUCGGAUUGAUGCCUCCAUGGAUUCUUGUAGCUUUAGGUCGUGAUACUGAUUGCGAAGCUGUACAAAGAGUAAUUGAUAAUGCAGAAGUAAAGAAAAUGAUUGAAGAUGGAUUAUCAUACACAACAACAAAGUUAUAUUACUCGAAGAAUAUUGACAAUUUUCUUGCAUUCAUGGAACGUUAUAAACUAACCAAACCAAUUCAAAGACAAUGGAUAUGUGAUGAACAAUGUGAUUUUCAUCAUAAAACUGAUUGUCCGAAUAGACUUUAUAUAACAUACAAAUCAUUUCUUGAGUAUUUGGAAAUGAUUCGAAGUAAGGGCAAGGAUCACUGGAAGACAUUACAUAUGGAACAUCAAAAGGAUUUAAAUUUUCAAUGCUGUCUUCCAAAGUUAAACUCUUCUAAUGACCAAUAUUUUUACUGUGUUGUUCCCAAAGAAAGUCGUGAUCAAGCUGUACAGGCAAAUGGAGAAUUAAGCGAUCCAGAUGAUGCAGAUAUGAAUGCAAUAUCUCAAACUGUCGACAUUAAAACCUCAUGGUAUCAAGAGAUUUACUCAUCUAACAGGCCCAAUGCCCGAGGCUUGGAAAAUAUACCAAAAAUAAGGACCCAAGACACCCAUAAUAACAAAAAUAGCAUUGCCACUAAAAGAGAUAAUAAAAAUAUAACCUUAAGCCAAAAAUCCUCCUCUUGCUGUGAUGUUAAUCAAAAACCUAUAAAUAUUAAGAAAAGCGUUUUGGCCAAAGCCUUCUACUGCAGCAUGAGUUCGGAGCAUGAAUUCGAGUACAGUACAAUGGCCAAUUCGAUGUGCCAUCAUCAGCAACAACGCCAUCAGGACAUUGUUGAGGCUCAGAAAUUGACCCAAGGAAGGACAACAAAUAUGUCGUCGCCAUUGAAGAAGGGUGCUGAUGAUGAUGAUGAUGGUGAUGUUGGCAAGGAUGAGGAUUGUUCAACUUCUAAGGCUGCUAGUGCGAAACAAAUUGGUAUUUCCAGGAAGCAAGACUCACGGAGUGAAUUAAAUUUCAGAGACAUUGGAAAGCAGAAGAUUUUUUUAUUUGGUGGCAUUGAUCCGUAUGCACAACGGAAUUGUAGUAAUGGUCAAGGGAUGGAUGUUCUUUAUUAUGACAGCUGUGAGAACGCUUGGAAGUAUUUAUCAAAUAUGCCUGGAAGCAGACAUCAUCACUCGGCAGCUGUGUAUCGAGGAAGAAUUUAUGUUGUCGGUGGAACGAGGCCGCCGUUACCAGGUUCCGUAAAAUCUAUUUUCGAAACUGCCGUUUGGAGUUUCGAUCCAAAACGUCUCGAAUGGCACAAUGAAACCUUCUUACCUCAGUCUCGAAGGGAUUUCGGCAUGAUUGCUUACGAUAAUGAUGUUACUUAUAAUAAAAAAACCAAAAUUAAUGCAGAAGAAGAACAAGGUGACGCAAAGGGCCAAACGAGAACAGGACUUUUCAUCUUCGGUGGAGAAAGUAUCGAUGGGACUCCAUUGUCUUCCAUGUUCUACUACAAUGUCGAAAAGAAAAUUUGGUCAGAGGAAGCUUCUUUGAAUAUAGGUCGUUAUGGUUUAGCGUCGACGGUGGUGGUUAACACCAAAAAUACUGCUGAAAUUUGGGUUGCAGGUGGAGUUUGUGGACAUGAAAAGGGUGGUCAUCCAAUAAUUACAGAUUCUAUGGAAUGUUAUAACUUAACGAGUGACGACGAUGGUUGUUGGUCCUGGAAGGAGUUAAUUAUACGACUAAGGAUACCAAGAUUGUUUUCAAAGUUUUGUACAACUAACAGGGGAACAAAUUUGUACAUAAUUGGAGGUAUCGGAUUAGACCCCAAGCAUCCAGGUGAAUUCAAAUCACUGGCAUCUAUAGAUCGCUAUGACUUCCAUGAACAAAACUGGACUCAUCUAACAGAUAUGAUUAUAUCAAGACAUGGCCAUGAUGUGGCAUCAAUUAAUAACAAAAUAUUAAUCUUUGGAGGUGUUUCUGGCAGCGAAAGAAAAACUCUCAAGUCUGUCGAGUGUUUUUCCACCAAAACCAACACUUGGCUAUAUGAAAUUGCUUUCCUUCCAUUGCCACUAUCCGGAUUAACAGCAAUUGUAAUUGACUCCAACUUUUCCAAAUGAUUUGUUGGAGUUUUU